Molecule: messenger RNA, 1642 nt
Organism: Porites evermanni
Lineage: Eukaryota; Metazoa; Cnidaria; Anthozoa; Scleractinia; Poritidae
Source: the annotation of a GenBank genome assembly
AAAACAGCCAAUGUAAAAAUUUCAUUUGCCAAGAAGAAUAUUGAUAGUAAACAUCACCAGAGGACGAUUUGUACUCAAAACAGAAAACUACAGAUGAAGAUCGGAGUAAGCUGCUAGUGAUGUUUCUUCUUGUGUACCGCAUUUAACAACAAAUCAACAAAUUCAGCGUUUUAGAUAUUCUAUUCUAUUCUUGUUUAAACAACCUUCAAUGACAUUUAGCUUUAUUGCUAACAGUCGUGCUUAUGGUUUUCGUCUAGCGUUUGUUUGUACUGGCGGAUUUUCUGCGGCCAUGGCGCGGAAGAACUCAUGGCACGCUCGCUUAAGGAUCGAAAUCUCAAACUGAAAAAACGCAAGGAAAACGUAUUCACUGGAAAACCAGAAGCCUCGAAUACUUUCUUGAUAAAGUGAAAAACAAUCUAUGAUAGCUUUUAAAACCAGUGAUCAUAAAAAAUAGGAGAAGAGUCGACUUUUAUACUCACGUAGUAGCGACUACGCCAGAAGACAGCUCUUCACGUCGUAGGAUUUGGCGCUACGGCGAAAGGUCAUUUCCAUGCAUGCGCACUGCUUCAUUUUGGGGCUUUUUUACUUCGGGCCGCCGUAGUAGAGGUCACCGUAGCGCUUUGCUUAAACUCCCUAGUAACUUGACAGAAUUCCCUCACCUCCAGCAGCAUUUCCCCCAAGUCUGGACCUUUACCAACCCUGAAGACAUGGAUUUACUCUACCAAAAAGGAGUGUAUCCUUACUCCUACAUGAACAGUUUCAGUAAAUUUGAAGAACCAAGUCUUCCAUCCAAAGAUGCCUUUCUUAGUGAUCUCACUAAUGAUGACAUUUCCAAAGAAAAGUACGAGUUUUCUCAGACAGUUUGGAACACGACUGGGUGUCAAUCGAUGGGGGAUUACCAUGACCUUUACCUGUACUAAGACAUUUUCCUGCUAGCUGAUAUCUUUGAGCAGUUCCGUCAAGUUUGCUUGAAAAACUAUGAUUUAGAUCCCGCUCACUAACACACAGUACCAGGAUUGGUAUGGGAUGCUUCUCUUAAGAAACCGGUGUGAAAUUGCGCACUCUAACAGACAAGGAGAUGCAUAUGUUCCUUGAGCGGGGAACGCGAGGUGGUAUUUCUACGAUCACUUACCGCUACGCCAGAGCUAACAACAAGUACCUGAAGGACUACGAUCCUGAACAGCCUAGCAUCGUCAAUAUCUACGAUGAUGCAAACAACUUGUAUGGAUGGGCUAUGUCUCAACCGCUCCCUAUCGGAGAUUAUGAGUGGAAAACAGAGUUUGAAGGCUUUGACAUGAAUGAGAUUGCUGACGAUGCAGAGAUUGGCUACAUUCUAGAGGUUGACCUGAAAUACCCAGAAGAGCUCCAUGACCUUCAUAACGAUUACCCCGUUGCCCCAGAGAAGAUAGAAAUCACUCCAGAGAUGUUAUCUCCUAACUGCCAGCAGUUAACCACGGAUUUAGAGUACAAACCCAGCAAAGUGGACAAGUUAGUCCCUAAUCUGUGGCCUAAGGGAGGAUACAUUUUGUAUUACAGAAAUCUGCAAUUAUAUCUUUCCUUAGGGAUGAAACUUGCAAAGAUUCAUCGUAUCCUCAAGUUCAAACAGCAGGCCUGGCUGAAGCCCCAUUUAGAGUUGACCUGA